UAAAGGCGACAUGCAGUUGAAUGAGUGCAGUCAGUUAGAGAAGGAAAAAGAUAUUUGCAAUACAGCUGGGGUGAGUUUUCCUUGGCUUUAGAAGCAAGGAAAGAGAGAAGCUGUUCGAGCAAGGAGAACUUGGAGGGAAAGAGUCAAAGUGAGUGUUGUGUGCAUGUGUGCGUGCGCAUGUGUGCGUGCGUGUGUGCAUGUGAGACGUUGGUUCCUGGAAAAGCAGAGGGCUGCAGAAUAAACAGGCUGCAUGCCUGAGACUGCCCUGUGAUGUCAUCACUGGGCAAACGGGAGGAGGGAGAGAGACAGUGGGAGAGAGAGAGAGAGAACCAUCAGGUUAAAAGGGAGCAGCAAAGGCACGGGAGGGGAUGAGUACUGAGCAAAAAGUGUCAGAGGUGGAGAGCAGGAGGAAAAGUCAGAUGGACAGGAACGGGAGCAUUCUGUCAUUCUCAGUAACAGAGUGAGACUGUAGGAGGAAAGGAGGAGGAGGUGCAGUGAUAAGUAGGAGGACAAGGAAAGGAGAGAGGCUGCUGAGGAGGAGAGCACUGAUGGUGGACAUCAACUCUGCGCUGCCCCUGCGUCUCCCUCCAGCCGCUAUUCCCAUGGACCUGCGUGUGGACCAUCACCAACAGCAGCAGCAGGUGUCCACACUGUCCCCACCUGGUCAGCAGUCACCCAGCCCAGGCACGCUGGGGGGAACAGGACAGGCCGGCGGAGGUGUGGCGUCGGCCUCAGUACGUGAACAGCAGCUUCAGCAGGAGCUGUUGGCUCUGAAACAGAAACAGCAAAUCCAGCGGCAGAUCCUGAUUGCUGAAUUCCAGCGGCAGCAUGAGCAGCUGUCCCGACAGCACGAAGCCCAGCUUCAGGAACACAUUAAGCAACAGCAAGAACUGCUUGCCUUGAAGCAUCAGCAGGAGCUGCUGGAGCACCAGAGGAAGAUGGAGAACCACCGCUUGGAGCAAGAGCUGGAAAAACAGCAGAGGGAGCAGAAACUGCAGCUGCUGAAGAACAAGGAACGAGGACAAGAAAGUGCUGUUGCCAGUACUGAGGUAAAGAUGCGCCUUCAGGAGUUUGUUCUCAACAAGAAGAAGGCCCUGGCCCAGCGGAGCCUCAACCAAGGAGGCCUCCCAAAUGAUGCUCCCUACUGGUACCGCAAAACCCAGCACAGCUCUCUGGACCAGAGCUCGCCUCCACAGACUGGUGUGUCCACCUACAACCACCCUGUACUGGGAGUGUACAACCCCCGGGAUGAUUUCCCACUCCGAAAGACUGCCUCAGAACCCAACCUGAAGCUGCGUUCUCGGUUGAAGCAGAAGGUAAGCGAGAGAAGGAGCAGUCCACUGCUGCGGCGUCGUGACAGCCCCAUCGCAACUGUCAAGAAGCGUUCUCUCGACAUAGCAGACUCUGCGUGUAGCAGUGCCCCAGGCUCAGGACCAAGUUCCCCAAACAACAGCUCUAACAACAUCCCCAAUGAGAAUGGCAUCACUGUAUCAGUCUCCAGUAGCACAGAGGCAGCUCUGGCCCAGAGGCUGUGCAGCAGUGCUGAGCGAGGCUCCGUUAACCAGCUGUCCCUCUACACCUCUCCCUCGUUACCCAACAUCACCCUGGGGCUGCCAGCCACAGCCACUGCCACGGCUGCUUCCAAUGUGACCUCAGUCCAGCAGGAUGGAGUUCUGCAGCCGGCCCUCUCACUCAGCCCUCCUUUCCUGUCUGGCAGCCACUUGACCCCCUACCUGACUGAGUCGGGAGCAAGCACAGGUGCCCACAGCCCACUGCUCCAGCACAUAGUGCUCAUGGAACAGAGUCCAGCACAGAGCCCUCUCGUGACAGGUGUAAGCGGCUUGUCCAUGCCAUCAGCGGCAUCCAUGGCGAAGCUGCAGCGACAGCACCGGCCGCUGGGGAGGACCCAGUCAGCCCCUCUGCCUCAGGGGAGCGCCGCUCAGGCUCAUGCCCAGGCUCUGGCUCUGCAGCAGCUGGUGGUUCAGCAGCAGCACCAGCAGUUUUUGGAGAAACAUAAGCAGCAAUUUCAACAGCAGCAGCUUCACCUCAACAAGAUGAUGCCCAAACCCAGUGAACCGUCUGUGGCCCGCCAGCACCAGAGCCACCCUGAGGAGACUGAGGAGGAGCUGAGGGAGCACCAGGAUGGCGCUGCACUGCCUCCAGGGGUCACCAUCAAGCAGGAACCCCCAGACCCACAGGAUGUUCAGGAGGAGGUGAUACAGCAGCACAGGGACCGAGAGAGGCAGGCGGAACAGGAACUUCUCUUCCGACAGCAGGCCUUGUUGUUGGAGCAGCAACGCAUUCAUCAGUUGAGGAACUACCAGGCUUCCAUGGAGGCAGCUGGCUUGACAGUUUCCUUCCCUGGCCACCGCCCCCUGUCCAGGGCUCAGUCGUCUCCUGCCUCAGCUUCCUCCUUCCCAAUUAGUGUCCCAGCACCCGAUCCACCUGUAAAGAUGCGCUUCACCACAGGUCUGGUGUACGACUCUCUAAUGCAGAAGCACCAGUGCAUGUGUGGAAAUACCAACAGCCACCCGGAGCAUGCAGGACGUAUUCAGAGCAUUUGGUCCCGCUUGCAGGAGACCGGACUCCGAGCACAGUGCGAGUGUAUCCGUGGGAGGAAGGCCACUCUGGAAGAGUUGCAGACAGUGCACUCCGAAGCCCACGUCCUGUUGUACGGAACCAACCCUCUCCGACAGAAACUUGAUUGUUCAAUCACUCCAAUGUUUGUACGGCUCCCAUGCGGAGGGGUGGGGGUGGACAGUGAUACCAUUUGGAAUGAGGUCCACUCCUCCAGCGCGGCUCGUCUCGCUGUUGGUUCUGUGGUGGAGCUGGUUUUCAAAGUGGCUACAGGAGAGCUGAAGAAUGGUUUUGCCGUGGUCCGUCCUCCUGGACACCAUGCAGAGGAAAGUACUCCAAUGGGCUUUUGCUAUUUCAACUCUGUGGCCAUCGCAGCCAAACUUCUGCAGCAGAGACUUAAUGUCAACAAGAUCCUCAUCGUGGACUGGGAUGUUCACCAUGGCAACGGGACUCAGCAAGCUUUUUAUGACGAUCCCAAUGUCCUCUACUUGUCUAUUCAUCGCUAUGAUGACGGGAAUUUCUUCCCUGGCAGCGGCGCACCGGAUGAGGUGGGCAGUGGGCCUGGAGUUGGAUUCAAUGUAAAUGUCGCCUUCACUGGAGGCCUUGAUCCACCAAUGGGUGACACAGAGUACCUAGCUGCAUUUAGGUCAGUGGUGAUGCCCAUCGCCAAUGAGUUUGCGCCAGACAUCGUCCUGGUUUCGUCUGGGUUUGACGCAGUAGAAGGUCAUCCUCCACCGUUGGGCGGCUACACACUGACGUCCAAGUGCUUUGGCUAUCUAACAAGGCAGCUGAUGACCCUUGCUGGAGGAAGGGUGGUCCUGGCUCUGGAGGGGGGUCACGACCUCACUGCCAUCUGUGAUGCCUCGGAGGCCUGUGUCGCUGCCCUGCUUGGCCAGGAGUUGGACCCACUGCCAAAGACCGUCCUUGAGCAGAGGCCCAACCCCAAUGCUGUUCGCUCCCUGGAAAAAGUCAUAGAGACUCACAGCAAGUACUGGCGUUCAGUGCAACGCCACUCACCGCGACUUGGCCUCUCUUUGCUGGAGGCUAAACGAGGAGACUCUGAAGAGGCUGAGGCGGUCAGCGCCAUGGCCUCACUAUCCGUGGCCAACACAAACUCCAUGGAUCACAGCAGGCCAGAGGAAGAACCCAUGGAAGAGGAAGAACCACUGUAACGGAAACCAACAUGUGGGUGUCAUGUUGUUACCAUUGACCUCUCCGGAGGAUGCCUCUUUGAGCUGCGAAGAGCCUCAAUCGAUCCCUUCAUUUAGUCCCCUAACCCCACUCACCACGUCAAUCACCUUGAUUGACAGUGCCUCGUCCAACGAGGGAGAGGGGGUGGGCUCAGCCUCAGAGUAGGGAGCCAAUCAGGAGGCAGAGGAUAGAAUUGGGAAAAAAAUUCAAAUCAAAGCGUUGCUUGGCUGCACUCGCCUGGAGACACUCUUCUUUUGUCAGUCUUCGCACUGAAUCGUUAGCCAUCUGUGGCUAGCCAAGUGACCACAUCUGAAGGCUCCGUGCGAGCGUGGACGGUGGGCGAGUCCUGACUUGCCUUAUAAAGGCGUGUUAACACUUCUGUGCAAAAAACUAUGGUGCUUUACACAGCUGCCCGCUGACCACCUCUGGACAACAGGGACAGCAGACAUUCCCAGCUGUCAAGCACAGCUCGCGAUUUUCUUUUCUCAACUAUUUUUCUCAACUAAACAAAAAGGCAUCACAGCAGUUGAGAAAAUAUCUUACAAGAUAAUGUUCACUGUGGACCAUUGGUUGAAGUGUAGUCAGCUUUGACAAAGAUUUGACGAUCUCUUGGGGACACGGUGGCUCCAUUGGUUCAGCCCAUCGUCGCAGAGCGUUGACAAAAUGUGAGGAGUGCCUUGGUGAAGAGCCGAAGGAUUUCAGGAUUGUUCAGGAAAAGAUUGCCUUAAGUUAAAAGAUUUUUCUCACUACAGAAGCGGUGCAAGGGUGGGAGGUGGAUAGUUUCAAGUCACUGACGACAAGAAUGAUGAAAAAACAAUCUUUCAGCAUGUUUACGUGGCGCACAGUGCAGACAUCAUUUAUGUCUCUCGUGGCCUCUCUUGAAGAGUUACUUUACUUUUGGAUGGAUCUAUUUUUGGGUACAGAAAGAAAAGGCUUUGUAAAGGUAGUUGCCAUCCUCAGUUGAAAAACGGAGCAAACAUGGAGAGUUUGAUUAUGGAAUUAGACUGAGAACUCUCAAAUAGUUUAGCCUUUCAUGUAGCCUCCCUUUAAGCGUAAACCACAUAAAGCAUGCAUUUGAGCGAGCAGAGAUCGGAAUUUUUUUUUUGCAAGAUUCUGAAUGUUAUCCAAAAGAAAAGCCAAAGCAUGCAUUUGCGUACACAGUAGUACUUCCACACCAUGGGGCGAUAAACAUUUCCUGCCUUUGUCAAUACGGUUCCCAAUAACCAGUUCAAUGUUUACUAAUGAAACUUUUGAAAGAUAAAUUUUUUUUUUCCUUUUUCUUUUCGUCUGCAAUGAUUGCCCUCCAAUGUUUUGCCACUUGGCAACUACCUUGGUUACCAGUUUGAGCUAAACAUUACUCAUGUAUAUUGAAUAUAUUUUGAGAGGCAGUAAUGGAGUCCUGCCUGUGUGUAAUUAUUAUUACAUGUAUGAUUUUCACAUCGAGUUGUCAGUUUCCAAUAUCAAACCUGCUGGGUAAACAUUUCCACUUUUUUUUUUUAUUGUAAAAGAUUAUUUUUCUAACUUUUUAUCCAUUGUUUGUUCUGUGUUUUUAUCCAUUUUUCUAGAUAGUUAUAGGGCUGCCAUUCACAUACUUUGUACUAUUGCCACAUGGUCAAUACUUUUUCUUUCUUUCUUGUAUUUAUCAAAAAAUAAGGAGCAACAUUUCUUCUAUGGCACUCAGACUUUCUGCAUUUCCAUCAGUUGUGUAUUUAUAUCAUGUACUGUUUAUAGGAGAUUUGUAUAUGAAGAAUUUAUUAAUGUACUCUAACUAUGACAGCUAUGAUAUUGUGAACGAUAAACAGUAUGGUGUACGAUA
Thalassophryne amazonica is the source of this 5584-nucleotide messenger RNA. Its product is annotated as histone deacetylase 4-like. NCBI's taxonomy places the organism in Eukaryota, Metazoa, Chordata, Actinopteri, Batrachoidiformes, Batrachoididae. Gene Ontology annotation, biological process: chromatin organization; negative regulation of transcription by RNA polymerase II. The transcript has 25 exons. The record is from RefSeq and is a predicted model, not a curated record. The coding region runs from base 549 to 3749 and encodes 1066 amino acids. Gene Ontology annotation, molecular function: histone deacetylase activity. Gene Ontology annotation, cellular component: histone deacetylase complex.